Messenger RNA from Sinocyclocheilus grahami, 2834 nucleotides. RefSeq names its product protein FAM111A. Gene Ontology annotation, cellular component: chromatin; nucleus. The record is from RefSeq and is a predicted model, not a curated record. Gene Ontology annotation, biological process: DNA replication. The coding region runs from base 155 to 2029 and encodes 624 amino acids. The transcript is spliced from 4 exons. NCBI's taxonomy places the organism in Eukaryota, Metazoa, Chordata, Actinopteri, Cypriniformes, Cyprinidae.
GACUGUUGACUGUUGCACAGGUAGUCUUUAGUCUCUGUAUAUAAAUAGCUCUCGCGUUCCCGUUGUCUUCGUUUAGCUUUGUUCUCUGUAACCGCUGUAGGGCGUGGACCGACUGAGAGCAUAAGAGAGGAAACCAAAGAAGAGAGAAAAAAACAUGGAAACAAUGGCUCAUUCACUUAAGACAGAAGCUGAAGAGAGACCCUCAAAUCUGCAGCAGAGAGCAGAAGAGAAAGAACACACUUUCAGGUUUUGUUUCGACACCGAGUCUGAUCCAGUUUUUGUGUCACGUAAUACAUCCAUGACUGUGCUUGAUGCCCUUGGUGCAUGCGACACUUUCUGUGUGAAUAAGAAUGUAAGCGACGAGAAGAAAGAAAUAGUCAUCCUGAGAGCUGAUGGAGCUGCUGUGAAGACAGACUUCCCCUGCUGUCUUAUUAAAAAACAUGAGCUCUUAAAAAUAACCUUCAUCAAAAAGGAAAAAAUAACUGUUACAGCACAAGAGACACAAAAAAGACUUUCAAGGACAGACCUAGUCACAUUUUACAUUAAAACGACAGGAAAGAAGUAUAUGAAAUUCAUAAUGAAAAAUAAUGAACUGAGAGACAAAACGGAGUAUGUUUGUGUUUAUGCAUUCAAAGGAGAGGAAGUUGAAACUGCUCUUAUGCGUGAUGGACGAUUCAGUGAUACAAUUUACCAGAAACUCUGUGUCCUCACUCUGGAAUCUAGAGAAGGAGAAAAGAUGAAAAAAUCAAGGUAUGAAAUGGCCAACCUUGUUGAGCAUCUUGAGAAGAAGACAUUUCAGAUAAUUGCUAUUGCUGACAAACGGCCAGAUAACCAAAAGAAACAAACUCAAGUCAAGACUGCUGAUUCAGCACAAAAUGACCCAGUCCAGCAUCCCAACAGCACUGAACAAAAAACACUUCAAGAGAGAGAGACUAAUUUAGCAGGUCCUUCAACUACAGGGCAUGCAACACCAAAUACUUAUGGAAAUGCUACUGGUGAUUCUGGAAAUUCUUUUUCCACUGACAUUCAGAAGUUUCUCGAGUCUCUGUGUGAAGAUGUGUUGAAGAAGCUAAAACAGCGAAAGAACCCCCAAAUUCAAAAGUUCAUCCAAGAAGAAUAUGACAAAGGUGUUCAAUGUUUCACUGAGGUGAACAAAGUGAGGCAGAUCAUGACACUCUCUGACUCUGUGUGUAUGAUUAAAGUUGAGAAUUCUGCCAGUGGAACCGGCUUCUUAGUCUUUGACAGAUUCAUCCUCACUAAUGCUCAUGUUGUUAAGGACUGUGUUCAUUCCCCACCAGAGCAUCCUCACCUAAUUAAGCUUUCGAAGACUCUGACGGCUGUAUUUAAUUAUGAAGUUUCAGGAUCUGAUGCAAAAGUUCUGUCAGUAAAAGAUGACGUUGUUGCUUAUGGUUAUGAAACGAAUGACAGGCGCAGAUUCCAUGAUUUUGCUCUUCUUGAAUUGGAAGCUGCACCUGAAGACUGUACUGAAUUGUUUGAAUGCUAUAAGCAUGUCUUCCCUCCUAACCGUGGUGGGAUCUACAUUGUGGGACAUCCAGAUGGUAACAUUAAGAAGAUGGACCCUUGCUUCAUCAUUGGGAGUGAGAAUCAAUUACAAAAUAUAAAUCAACACAUAUCCGAGAAUGUUUCCUGUCCAUAUGUAACAUGGCAAUGUUGGCCGUAUCUACAUCAGAACCGGAUCACCUAUAACUCUUGUUUAUUUCAUGGAUCUUCUGGCUCCCCGGUGUUUGAUGAACACUGCUGUCUGAUUGGUAUGCAUUCUGGUGGCUUUGACUACACUGAAGUUGAGAAAACUAGGAGUGUUAUUGAAUUUGCCUAUUCCAUGCCAUCCAUCAUGGAUGCUAUUGUCACACAGGUCAAGACAAGAAGUGACAUUUUAAAAUUACUCUAUAAAUUUAAAUCUAUACAUGAAAAUUUUGACCUUGGGCCCCUUGAGGAUACAUGUGGAGCAAACGUGCCUGUAAAUGAAGAAGAACAGAGUGAGGAAGUUAAAGCAAUGGAAGUAGACUAAUGAAACUCCUCGAGUCCUUGAGUACUGAUUGAUUUCUGUAGCUACCUGGGAAAUAUCUGUCAGAGACUUGUCAAUACCAUUGUGGAUUUUUAUUUUCAUAUUUUCAUGUGAAUGGUGUGUCCCUGAAAUCAUUCUAAAAAUCUGAAAAGAUUCUGCGUGAUCAGCUUAAUUUACUGGGCAUAAAGCAGGAAGUGAACCUCUCAGAAAAUCUUCAAAAGGUUCUUCAGAGCAGAAUAUGAGUGUAAAAGGGUUCACUGAGGUGAAGAAUCAAAGCAGCAGCCUAAAAAUCUGACCGAUAUUUGUCAAUGUCAUUAUGGGACAGAAUGAUAUUCAAAUGAUUUUUAGAGAUGAUUCAUAUGCAGAAGAUCUUAUUUUUAAUAAUUGGUUAUAGAAUAAAGCACUAUUAGGCCUGCUGGGAACUGAAGGAUUUUCUGAUAAUGAUUUGUAAAAUCUUAUGGUUGCUUGUGGGUCUGUCUCAUGCCAAGAGAGCAAAACGGUGAACAUUAUUCAUUUGGCAAAGACCAAAGAAGUUAUAGUUCAAUCUUUAUUGUAUAUUCUUUACAUUUUUAUUCAUAUAUACUUGUGUAUUCAUAUACAUGCUCAUUUAACAAAUCAUUCACUCAUAUAUUCUUUAUACUCAUUUUAUAUAUUCUUUUUUACUUUACAUUUAUGUUGAUGUUUUAAAGUGAUUUACAUUGAUUGUUUUGUUUUUGUUGUAAGGGAUCAUGUUCAAGCUUCCAUUUUAACCAUCUUUGAAUCACACAAAUACACCAAAUUAACCAAUAUGAACUAUUGUAAUGAGAAA